This is a messenger RNA of Rhipicephalus sanguineus (brown dog tick), 517 nucleotides long. Its product is annotated as keratin-associated protein 5-9. The transcript is spliced from 3 exons. The record is from RefSeq and is a predicted model, not a curated record. NCBI's taxonomy places the organism in Eukaryota, Metazoa, Arthropoda, Arachnida, Ixodida, Ixodidae. The coding region runs from base 20 to 475 and encodes 151 amino acids.
GCCGCGGCUGGAAGACCAGAUGCACGGCCGUGGUGCUGCCACUUCACAGGUCAACCAACGAUCGUCGUCACGUCACUCGGCAUCGGGAAGGUCAUCGCGAGCAGCUUGCCCUGACUGCGGUGGAUUUAGCUGUGACGUCGCCGACGCCCAAACCGGAGGCAUCACGUGCGGCUGCGACCGCGGUGUCUGCUGCUGCUGCUGCUGCGCGUGCUGCAGCGAGGGUGAGGUCGAGCCGGAAGCGUGUUGCAGCGUGAGCAGCGGCAGCUGCUCGUCCUGCUCGCACGAACACGCGUGCAAGACGGACGCAUCCUCCCCGCGUGACCAAUUGUACAGCGCCGACAGCGUCUCCUCAACAUCGGCAUGCAGCAGCUGUCGCGAGCCAGAGAUCGGCACUCUGCUGCGCACCACCACCACUUUCUGCGAGACCUUGGCCCGGGCGCUCAGCGGCGAGCAGCACGCGACCAAGAGGCACUGAUCACCGGAACGUAUAGAAUAGCGCCAUGCAUGCAGCUAAUGA